AUGGCCGAGCGGCGCGGGCCGGCGGUGAGCGGCGGCGAGGAAGUUGGCAGCGGCCGGUGCCCGCGGCUGCCGCUGCUGCUGGUGCUGCUGUGGGCGGCGGCGCUGCCGGCCGGGGGGCAGCUGCCGGCGUCGCAGUACAACGGCGAGCGGGGCAUCUCCAUCCCUGACCACGGCUACUGCCAGCCCAUCUCCAUCCCUCUCUGCACUGACAUCGCCUACAACCAGACCAUCAUGCCCAACCUGCUGGGCCACACCAACCAGGAGGACGCGGGGCUGGAGGUGCACCAGUUCUACCCGCUGGUGAAGGUGCAGUGCUCGGCCGAGCUCAAGUUCUUCCUGUGCUCCAUGUACGCGCCGGUGUGCACCGUGCUGGAGCAGGCCCUGCCGCCCUGCCGCUCCCUCUGCGAGCGGGCCCGCCAGGGCUGCGAGGCCCUCAUGAACAAGUUCGGCUUCCAGUGGCCCGACACGCUGCGCUGCGAAAAGUUCCCGGUGCACGGGGCUGGAGAGCUCUGCGUGGGGCAGAACGCCUCCGAGCGCGGCACCCCCACGCCCGCCCUGCGCCCCGAGAGCUGGACCAGCAACCCGCACCGCGGGGGCCCCGGCGGCGGUCCCGGGGGCCCGGGGCCCGGCGAGUCCCGCGGGCGCUUCACCUGCCCGCGGGCGCUGAAGGUGCCCUCCUACCUGAACUACCGCUUCCUGGGAGAGAAGGACUGCGGGGCGCCCUGCGAGCCCGGCCGCCUUUACGGGCUCAUGUACUUCGGGCCCGAGGAGCUGCGCUUCUCCCGCACCUGGAUCGGCAUCUGGUCCGUGCUCUGUUGUGCCUCCACCCUCUUCACCGUCCUCACCUACUUGGUGGACAUGAAGCGAUUCAGCUACCCCGAGCGGCCCAUCAUCUUCCUCUCAGGCUGCUACACGGCGGUGGCCGUGGCCUACAUCGCCGGCUUCCUCCUGGAGGAGAGGGUGGUCUGCAACGAGCGCUUUGCCGAGGACGGUUCCCGCACCGUGGCGCAGGGCACGAAGCGGGAGGGCUGCACCAUCCUCUUCAUGAUGCUCUACUUCUUUGGCAUGGCCAGCUCCAUCUGGUGGGUCAUCCUCUCCCUUACCUGGUUCCUUGCUGCUGGCAUGAAGUGGGGCCAUGAGGCCAUCGAGGCCAACUCCCAGUACUUUCAUCUGGCCGCCUGGGCCGUGCCGGCCAUCAAGACCAUCACCAUCCUUGCCCUGGGACAAGUGGAUGGGGACGUCCUCAGUGGCGUCUGCUUUGUGGGCAUCAACAACGUGGAUGCCCUGAGGGGCUUCGUUCUGGCCCCCUUGUUCGUCUACCUGUUCAUCGGCACCUCUUUCCUGCUGGCUGGCUUUGUGUCCCUCUUCAGGAUCCGGACCAUCAUGAAGCAUGACGGCACCAAGACAGAAAAGCUGGAGAAGCUCAUGGUGAGGAUAGGCAUCUUCAGCGUUCUCUACACAGUGCCGGCCACCAUUGUCAUUGCCUGCUAUUUUUACGAGCAAGCUUUUAGGGAACAGUGGGAAAGGAGCUGGGUCACGCAGAGCUGUAAGAGUUAUGCCAUUCCCUGCCCCAACAACCACAGCGGCCACCACCCGCCCAUGAGCCCCGACUUCACUGUCUUCAUGAUCAAGUAUCUCAUGACCUUAAUCGUGGGCAUCACCUCGGGCUUCUGGAUCUGGUCUGGGAAAACCCUGAACUCAUGGAGGAAGUUUUACACCAGGCUCACCAACAGCAAGCAGGGCGAGACCACGGUCUGA
Molecule: messenger RNA, 1758 nt
Organism: Cinclus cinclus
Lineage: Eukaryota; Metazoa; Chordata; Aves; Passeriformes; Cinclidae
Gene: FZD1
Product: frizzled class receptor 1
Exons: 1
Coding region: 1-1758 (585 amino acids)
Biological process (GO): canonical Wnt signaling pathway; non-canonical Wnt signaling pathway
Cellular component (GO): plasma membrane
Molecular function (GO): Wnt receptor activity; Wnt-protein binding
Source: RefSeq, a predicted model, not a curated record